Messenger RNA from Emericellopsis atlantica, 456 nucleotides. RefSeq names its product signal transduction histidine kinase. The transcript has 3 exons. The record is from RefSeq and is a predicted model, not a curated record. Lineage: Eukaryota; Fungi; Ascomycota; Sordariomycetes; Hypocreales; Bionectriaceae. Bases 1 to 456 code for a protein of 151 amino acids. Gene Ontology annotation, biological process: phosphorelay signal transduction system; phosphorylation. Gene Ontology annotation, molecular function: protein histidine kinase binding; histidine phosphotransfer kinase activity. Gene Ontology annotation, cellular component: cytoplasm; nucleus.
AUGGCACCGGCCCAAGAGAAGCUCAAAAGCGACGACGAGUUGCCCGACCUCGAGAGCGUCGUCGACAUGACUACAUUCAGCCAGAUUCUGGAGAUGGACGACCCGGAUGACCACAGCUUCAGCUCGUCCAUCGUCUUUGAUUUCUUCGACCAGGCCGAACAAACAUUCACAGAGAUGGACGACGCACUGGACGCCAAGGAUCUGUACGAGCUGUCCGCCAGGGGCCACUUCCUCAAGGGCUCUUCAGCAACACUGGGCCUCGUCAAGGUGCGCGAUGGGUGCGAGAAGAUUCAGCGCUACGGGAAAAAGGAAAACGUGGAUGGCACUCCAGAGCCCGACGAGGCUCUGUGCCUGAGUCGCAUCGAGGACGUCAUCAAGGUCGUCAAGGACGAUAUAUCCGACGCGCGUCGGGUUCUCACCAGCUACUACGACAAGAAGGAGAAGGAAGACGCAUAG